Quercus robur (English oak) is the source of this 1191-nucleotide messenger RNA. RefSeq lists its product as uncharacterized. Gene Ontology annotation, biological process: maturation of SSU-rRNA. The transcript is spliced from 10 exons. The record is from RefSeq and is a predicted model, not a curated record. The coding region runs from base 137 to 937 and encodes 266 amino acids. Lineage: Eukaryota; Viridiplantae; Streptophyta; Magnoliopsida; Fagales; Fagaceae. Gene Ontology annotation, molecular function: rRNA small subunit aminocarboxypropyltransferase activity.
AACCAAGCGAAUGUAAGCCAAGAAAGCACACGCCACCGCCACAGCCACAGCCACCGUUGUCAACUCUGAAAGCAGGGUUAUUCUCAGUGAUCGAGCUUCGCUCAUUUCCUCUGAUUCUUCUUCACAAAACAUAAACAUGGGCCGCAACAACAAGACCGGCCGGAACAAAAACCACCACUCCCACAGGGGCCAAUCUAGCCGAACCCAUCAACUUCAACGGGAGGACGAGUCUCUGCCAUCUAAUCAAGUACCUGAAGAGGAGCCAGCAGGUCCGACAAUCCAACUUGCUAUGUGGGAUUUUGGGCAAUGCGAUGCAAAAAGGUGCACGGGACGGAAGCUUUCAAGAUUCGGCUUGUUAAAAGAGUUGCGUGUGAAUAAUGGUUUUGGGGGAAUUGUUUUAAGUCCAGUUGGUACACAAUGUGUCUCUAGAGAAGAUCAUAGCUUAAUGAAGAGGAAAGGAUUAGCUGUUGUGGAUUGCUCAUGGGCACGUUUGAGUGAUGUACCUUUCGUGAAGCUGCGUUGUGCUGCUCCUCGACUCUUACCAUGGCUGGUUGCAGCAAAUCCAGUAAAUUAUGGUAGACCAUGUCAACUAUCUUGCGUGGAGGCAUUAUCUGCAGCUCUAAUCAUUUGUGGGGAAGAGGAAACUGCAAAUCUGUUGCUUGGCAAGUUCAAAUGGGGCCAUGCUUUCCUAUCCCUCAACAGGGAACUUCUAAAGGCAUACUCUGAAUGUGAAAAUAGUGCUGAUAUUAUUUCGGUUCAAAAUUCUUGGCUUUCACAAGAAAGUCAGGUCCCAAAGGUUCUCCCAGAAGUGAAAGGAACAGACAUGGCAUCUCAUAGUGAGGAUGAGAACUCUUGCGAUUCUGAAGAUGGGCUUCCACCACUUGAAAGGAAUAUGAAUCAUAUGAACCUACAGGAAAGUGAUGAAGAAAGUGAGUAAAUGGUGAAGUGGUAUUUACAAAGGAACAGUAACAAAAAUACGCCCUGAAAAGGUGCCUAUGUGAGGAUUUGUACCAUGAUUUUGGCUUUUACUGUAUGUAGUUAGUCAUAAUACUGUUUAAAAAGAAAAUUUUAUGUAUCUCUAGGUUUAAGUUAUCUACUUUGUGCGUUUUAGUGUAGGUUGGUUUUCCUGUUUUUAGUUGUUAUAUCAACUUUCUUAUUUCAAAAAUGAUAUAAGUUACCUUUUCCUUUUUA